AUGAUUGCAUUCAUAAUAUUUCAACUACUCUAUUCUGCAUAAAACACCAAAGUCAGUCAACCCAACAUUACAACAUAUUCGGAAGUAAUUCCAUCUUCGAACUUUUCCAAUAAAGUGAGAUAAACAAAACAAUUUGGUUAUACAAAGUAAUAUUUCAGAAUUGAUUGUAGAUAUCCUGGAGUAUUUGCAGUAUCCUUAAAGGAGAUUUUCGAAAAUAACACAGAGUAAUCUGCUGAUUUAAAUGGGUUGGAGAUUGAAGAAACUUAAUUUGGUACUUUCUCAGGAUGCUAUUCUACAUAAAGAAACAUUGGCAUUAAUUUUAACCUCUAGUUACAAUUGGAAUAAUUACUCACUUAGCCUUGGAUGCAUUUCACCGAUUUGGCCACGGCAGAUAACAAAUUUAAAGCAUACAUAGUUAGGAAUGAUUAUUCAAUAUUUCAAAUCGAUAUAUCUACUGCAUUAGGAGAAAUUAGUUUACAUCCAAAAAAUCAAUCAUUUAACAACUUAUUAAUACAUAACACCUCUAUGGUUGAUUAAUUUUACAUGCCUCAUCCCUACUUAAUAGAUGAUGAAGGAUCAAACAAAAUAUACGCCAUUACAGAAUUAGGAGGUGUGAGUUUUACUACAGAAGGAAGUAUAGGAGAUGCAAAGAUGGAGUCUGAAGAGAUUUAAUUAAGAAGACACAUAUAUAGUGUUCAUAAAAACUCAAGAGCUCAAAUCAUUAUUAUCGCAUGUGGAAGUGAAGGCAUUGAUUUAUAUGACAUCCAAAAUAAUGGUAAAAUUAAACAUAGAGCUCAAUUAACACCUGAAUAACUGGGCAUUGAGGAUGGUAUUAUUAUUGAUGUUGAUUCAAAUGACGAUGAAACCAAGAUUUAUCUUUUAGACUCAGAAUUUGGUUUAUAUAUCUAUGACAUUUCAGAUUUAAAUAAUAUCACUCAAGUAAUGAGCGUUCUUCUCCCGAACACCAAAACCUUUGAUCAUUACCAAAAUACAUUCUUUCUCAUUGCAAAAACUAACACUUAGUUGUAUUAUGCUGUAGAAAUAUUUGUUGACUUUUAAACUAAGUCCUAUUAUUACAAUAACUUGUAUAUAGAUGAAAUGAUAAUAAAUAAUGUCAAUGUAUUUGAGCACUACGCUGUUUUAAUUGGAGAUGAUGGUCACAAGAUCAUUUAUCAUUCAAUCUACAACAAAUUCAUCAAUCCAGCUGUUAAACAUCAAACCUACUUUUAAGAGGAAAACCUCCUUAAAAUCAAAGAAUAUGAUUUUUCCAAGUUUUACAAUUCCUCUAAUAGAAUCAUGGUUGGCAUAGCAAAACAUGCAUUUAAAUACAUCGAAAUAUCUUUUGAAGAUCCAAAAAUCACUUGUUAAUCAAACGAGGUUGUGCAAAAAUCCUACGUUGUAACUCUAAAUUCAACUUAAUGCGAAAAUAAAACUACACAUGCUGAUCAUUCUCCCUAUUCUCUUUGCUAAUUGACACAUUCAUUUGUAUACUAAUCUGAAUAUAACCCAGGAAACAAAUCUGUAUAUGCUUCAUACACCAUAACUAUAUAUGCACUUGUUGUUGGAAUAAUUUGGUUGGUCAUUGUCAUUUCAUAUCUAUAUAAAAAAUGGGCAUACAAAUUAGAAUUUCUUAAAUGGAGAAAAUAAAAGCUCAUAGUGACAUAACCAUUUAAUUCGGAAUUAGAGAUGCCAAACUAAAACAAUUGA
Paramecium tetraurelia is the source of this 1707-nucleotide messenger RNA. RefSeq lists its product as uncharacterized. The record is from RefSeq and is a predicted model, not a curated record. The transcript is spliced from 3 exons. NCBI's taxonomy places the organism in Eukaryota, Ciliophora, Oligohymenophorea, Peniculida, Parameciidae.